This is a messenger RNA of Eleginops maclovinus (Patagonian blennie), 2612 nucleotides long. Its product is annotated as glucose-6-phosphate 1-dehydrogenase-like. Gene Ontology annotation, biological process: glucose metabolic process; pentose-phosphate shunt, oxidative branch. The coding region runs from base 16 to 1677 and encodes 553 amino acids. The record is from RefSeq and is a predicted model, not a curated record. Gene Ontology annotation, cellular component: cytosol. Gene Ontology annotation, molecular function: NADP binding; glucose-6-phosphate dehydrogenase activity. The transcript is spliced from 14 exons. Lineage: Eukaryota; Metazoa; Chordata; Actinopteri; Perciformes; Eleginopidae.
CCACCGGCAGUGUCGAUGACGUCACUGGACAGGACAGUGAUGGGAACUCGAGCGAGCGCUGAAGCUGCAGGAAAUCAAGACUGCCUGACAAGCCAAACAAUGAGCAAGACAACAAGUCAACAAAACGAGAAAAUGACAAACCUCCCCCUCUCUCGCUCCGAGGUGUUUGGGGAGCUGAGGAAGGAGCUGCAUGAAGAUGAAGAGUUCCACCAGUCUGAUGCUCACAUCUUCAUCAUCAUGGGAGCAUCGGGGGAUCUGGCUAAGAAGAAAAUCUACCCAACUCUAUGGUGGUUGUUCAGAGACGGCCUCCUCCCUGAGCAGACGUAUUUCGUGGGCUUUGCUCGCUCGGACUUGACCGUUGAUGCCAUUCGUGCUUCAUGCCUGCAAUACCUGAAGGUGACUGAUAAAGACGCAGAGCGGUUGUCCACCUUCUUCAGCAGGAACACAUACAUCAGUGGGAAAUAUACUGAUGAGGGCUCCUUCUCCAAACUCGACACACACAUCCAGUCUCUGCCCGGAGGAGCCGAGGCGAACCGGCUGUUCUACCUGGCGCUGCCUCCCACCGUCUACCACGACGUGACCAAGAACAUCAGGCACUGCUGUAUGAGCAAGAAAGGCUGGAACAGGGUGAUCGUGGAGAAGCCGUUUGGACACGACCUUCAGAGCUCUGAGGAGCUGUCCACCCACCUCUCCUCCCUCUUCACUGAAGAUCAGAUCUACCGCAUCGAUCACUACCUGGGCAAGGAGAUGGUGCAGAACCUCAUGGUGCUCAGGUUUGGAAACCGAAUCUUCGGGCCGAUCUGGAACAGAGACAGCGUGGCCUGUGUGGUUCUCUCCUUUAAAGAACCGUUUGGCACUCAGGGACGCGGAGGGUACUUUGAUGAUUUUGGCAUUAUCCGCGAUGUGAUGCAGAACCAUUUGCUCCAGAUGCUCUGCCUGGUGGCCAUGGAGAAACCAGCCUCCACCAGCUCUGAUGAUGUCAGGGAUGAAAAGGUGAAGGUGCUGAAGUGCAUCACUCCAGUGACCCUGUCGGAUGUGGUGCUGGGUCAGUAUGUGGGGGAUCCAGAGGGGGAGGGAGACAGCAAACUGGGUUACCUUGACGAUCCAACUGUCCCCAAAGGAUCAACUCAGGCCACCUUCACCACCGCCGUGCUGUACGUGCACAACGAACGCUGGGAUGGUGUUCCUUUCAUCUUGCGCUGCGGAAAAGCUCUGAAUGAGAGGAAAGCUGAGGUGCGGCUGCAGUUCACAGAUGUCCCGGGGGAUAUUUUUGGAAAUCAGUGCCGCAGGAAUGAGCUUGUGGUGCGAGUGCAGCCCAACGAGGCCAUCUACGCCAAGAUGAUGAGCAAGAAACCCGGCGUCUACUUCAGCCCUGAGGAAACUGAGCUGGACCUCACCUACAAGAGUAGAUUCAAGGAUGUGAAGCUUCCAGACGCUUACGAGCGGCUCAUCCUGGACGUCUUCUGUGGGAGUCAGAUGCACUUCGUACGCAGUGAUGAACUAAGGGAAGCAUGGAGGAUCUUCACACCUCUUCUUCAUCAGAUAGACAACGAGAAGCCCAAACCUAUUCCUUACAAAUACGGAAGCCGGGGCCCGACGGAAGCAGACGACCUCGCAAAGAAAGUUGGAUUUCGUUAUGAAGGCACCUACAAAUGGGUCAACCCCCACAGACUGUGAGCUGAGCUGAGGGUGAGAGUAGAAGUAGGGUAGUGGGAGGGGUGCAGCAGGGGUAGGGGAGUUGGUCGAGUGCUGGAGUCUGUUGAGGAGAGAGGCGUGAUGUGAUCCUUCACAGCAGCAGGAAGGAGCUUUUAUUUCUCAGGUAUGGCAACUGUUCCUUGGAGUGAGAUGUAUGAAUGUAAGCUGUAUACCACAUUUGGUGGUAGAGUUCUUAUUUUUGUCAUACACAACUUUCCAUAUUUUAUUUAAGAUGUGGGACCAUGUGAGCUGGAGAGAGAGCAAAUAAACUGUUAAAUUGGUGAAGAAAAUAACAGUCUGAUGAACUAGCUCCAUGUCCCCGUCUCCAUUAAUCAGGUCUUAUUUGUCAGGAUGGUAAUUGGAAUAACUGAGCCGAACAACAACAGAACAAUCAGAGUCAUGCUCCCUCAGAUUAAAGCCCUGUACCAAAGAAGGUAACUGAGCAGCGCAGAGACGCACCAACGAUUGUUCACCAGCUGCCGCUCCUAAUCAUCGUGAUUGUAAUACCGUUAUGCUUCCACUGCAGUUAAUAAUCACUCUUACUGGAAUUUCUUUUCACCACCUGCAUACUCUCUCUCUUUGCCUCCUCUUUGAGAUGAAUAGAGUGUGGUUUACUAAAGCUAAUGUAGGCCGUUUCUGUUCAAAGCACUCAUUUUGGAAUAGUCUUAAAUGUCCGUAUGGACAAACAAAAAAUGCUCUGUCUGGGCUUCAUUCCCUUUUGUUUACAUUUUGUUCAGUUUUAUUUAAGUCGCUGAUGAUCAUUCCAUUUUUCAAAAAGUUCUGACAGCAGCGGUGUCCACCACAGAUCAACAGUGAAUGUCUUUGUAAUGACGUACUGAAUACUGCUGUCACACCGGCACACAAGCAUAAUGCUAGCUACAUUUUCACUAUUUGUAAUAAACUUGCUUCUUUGUUCA